Trichobilharzia regenti is the source of this 2147-nucleotide messenger RNA. NCBI's taxonomy places the organism in Eukaryota, Metazoa, Platyhelminthes, Trematoda, Strigeidida, Schistosomatidae. The record is from the annotation of a GenBank genome assembly.
GGCUAUCAUUAUCAGUAUUUCUUUUCAUUAACCAUAAAAUUCACUCUUACAUAAUCGAAACAGUUAUAUCAUCAUAAAACUUGUGUUCGAAUCGAACCACUGUAGUGGACAAUUAAUUAUUGAUUGAUAUUUCUCGAACCGCCUUUUUUUGUCUAUAUGUAAUGUUAUGGAUGAGUUAAAUCAUAUUCUCAUUGAUUAUCCAGCACCAUUUUUCUUUACAGAAGGGGAAGUCACCUUUCUUGUGAUCAUUUUUGUCACUGUGAUUAUUUUAGCCGUCCUUGGGAAUACAGUGGUCUGCAUUUUAUUACGUUUUCGUUAUUGUACCACCUUCAAAUGUCUACGAACAUUGUUAGGACGUAAUAAAAGUUCCACGUUCAUAAGAUCUUUUAACAGUAAUAAUAUUAAUUAUAAUAAUAAUAACAAUAUUAAUAUUGUUCAUAAUGAUAAUCAUAAUAAUAUUGAUCCAUGGGUUGAAGAAUGUCCAAGUAGUCAGCAUGAAUGUAGUUGUGGUAAAACCUGUAUAGUCCAGAAUACACCUCGAUAUGUUGUUUUCAAGUCAACACAGAAAUCCGAGCAGCCGCAGCACCACCACCACCAUCAACACCAACAACUACCACACCAACAUCAACAACCACCAAUCACUCGAAAUUAUGCUGGUUCUCUUACAGUGACAACGCAUUUCCCUACAUUCCCCACCGCGGAUAAACGUGGAAGUCUAGUAAGUAAUUAUGGUAAAUUACAAGCGAAUUACACAUCUUCUUCGACCUCUUCGAAGAGUGGAAUGCGUAGCACCAGUAUAACAAGUCUAUUUUUAUUCAAUUUGAGUCUUGCAGACAUCCUAAUGGCAGUGUUAUGUAUACCAGUGUAUGUUUUCACUGAAAUUAUCUAUCUAUCCUGGCCACUUGGUGAACCAUUGUGUAAAAUUGUCCCUUAUGCACAAGGUGUCAGUGUAUUUGUCAGUGCAUUGACGCAUGUAUUAAUCUCAUGGGAUCGAUUUAUUCUCGUGUUCUUCCCUCUACGUCCUAGAAUGACGCAUCGUAAAGCUGUUUGCCUACUUUUCGGUGUAUGGAUUUUAGCGUUAAUCAUCCCAUUGCCUGUACCAAUUGUUAAUCGGAUAAUGGAGAGAGAGAAUAAAACUUUUUGUCAAGAAGAUUGGAGUCUCCUCCUGGCGACAAUACAACAAACGACGGGGAAUAAUUUUACAGAUUAUGAACCAAAUAAAAAUGAAAUAUCUAUCAAGUUAUUUCAACAAGUAAUCACUAUAAAGGUGGAUGUGGUUUACACAAUACUCCUUAUGAUUCUACAAUAUUUUUUACCGUUAGGCGUUAUCUGUGGAACAUAUACAGCUAUAGCACUUCGUGUGAAUCGUUUAAAAACUCCAGGGGAACGUGAUAGUGCUAGAGAUCAAAAGUUGACUAGAGCUAAACGGAAGAUGGUAAAAAUGCUCACCUUAGUCGCCUUGAUGUAUGGUCUAUCCCAGUUACCAAGACAUGCAAUCUACUUACAUGGAUUAAUCAAUAUUGAUUUUUGGACUAAAUCGUAUGCCUUAAAAGUUUGGGCUGCUGCUAACUUUGCACGUGAUUCAUCUACAUGUUAUAAUCCGUUUAUCUAUGCAUGGAUAAAUAAGACAUUUCGUCAGGAUAUAUAUCGACUCUUCUAUUCAUGUAUUAUAGUGUGUAUACCAAAAGGUUUGAUGAAAAAAUCAACACACUCAGAUGAUCAAACGCGUGGAACAUCAUCGAUAAAGAAAGGGAAGAAGAAUACAAAUGGUAACAAUAAUAAUCAUAAUAAUAAUAAUAAGACCAAUAAUCAUCGCUUACCAAUUAUUCGUACAAUUCCACCCUCAUCUAUAUCUGAAAGUCAUAUGAAUUCGUUGAAAUCGCGUAGAUCCUUCAAAUGAUCAUCAUAAUGAUAUCAUGUUCAGUGGUUUGUAUGUGUGCAUGUAUGCUUUCUGAUUUAUUAUGGAUAGAUGGAUAGAGAGUUACACUGCAAAUGAGUUAUUUGUUGACUAAUAUGUUAUGAUCAAGUAAUCUGUAUAUAAAAUUGUAAAUUGACAUUUUGACAUUUUGUUUUUAACGACAACUCGACAACCUCUGAGCAAUUUGAAAGCUGUAUUAAAUUCUGUACAGAAUAUAUAUAACUAUAUA